AUGGGUAUCAAAGGUCAAGGGCGUCCGCCACCCAACUCGGGAAUGGAGGUGAAGACGGCCAACAAGCUGCGCCGGAAGAUGUUGCACAUCAAGCGCAAGAGAACAAAGGACGCCGAACGCCGUGCUGAGCGCUAUGCAUUCAAGAAGGAAGAGGCCAAGAACCCCAAGUUGAAAGAGGAGCGCCUGCGUCGCAACAUUCCCCUGACUCUCGAACGGAAGCGUGUCUGGGACGACGCUGGGAGCGAUGCUGAGGAGGAUGGCCUGGGAUUGAGUGUCGAUAUUGAACGAAUCAAGCGGGCGAAACAGGAAGAGGAAGCGGAACUGAAUCGACCUUUGGAGGAGGGCGAGGAUGACAGUGACGAGGUGGACUCUGACAACGAAUCGAUCGACAGCAUGAUUGCUACAAGCGACGAAGAUGAGGACAGCGAGGACGAGGAGAAAGAAGCCAGCAAUGAAAAGGCGGAUCGCGGACGCAACAAGUCGUCGUUGCCCACUGCUACUGAACGAGCCACCAGCCCAUCGCAAUCCACACGCAGUACCAACUUGAGCCUUGCCCCCGAAGCCUUGGCUGCGAAAUUCCCCUCACUUUUCUCCAACGAAACUCCUCCUGCUCCCAAGAUCUUGAUCACAACCGCGAUCAAUUCGACUCUCCACAACGAAGCGGAAAUCUUGACCGACUUGUUCCCGAACAGUGUCUACAUUCGUCGCACCGCGCACCGAUACUCGCACAAGUUCUCGAUCCGGGAAAUUUCCAAGUUCGCAGCCAACCGUAACUUCACCUCCGUGGUGGUUCUCCAAGAAGAUCAGAAGAAGCCAAGCGGAUUGAUCGUCGUGCACCUGCCCGUCGGGCCAACUUUCCAUUUCAGUAUCAGCAACUGGGUCGAGGGUAAGCGAUUGCCCGGUCAUGGCCGUGCGACAGGUCAUUGGCCCGAGUUGAUCUUGAACAACUUCCGCACGCCACUGGGUCUGCUCACGGCACGCAUGUUCCAGCAAUGCUUCCCGCCACUGCCCGACUUUGAGGGCCGCCAAGUCGUGACUCUGCACAACCAACGUGACUAUAUCUUCGUCCGCCGCCAUCGGUACGUGUUCCGCGAGAAGCGUGAGACGGAGAAAGCGGUCGUUGGCGCAGAUGGACAGGAGAUGAAGGGUGCCGAGGGUAUUCGAACUGGCUUGCAGGAACUUGGCCCGCGUUUCACAUUGAAAUUGCGUCGGGUGGACAAGGGUAUCCAGCGGACCAGCGGGCAGGAAUGGGAGUGGAAGGGCGGUAUGGAAAAGGAGCGAACAAAGUUCCAGCUAUAA
Molecule: messenger RNA, 1299 nt
Organism: Penicillium oxalicum
Lineage: Eukaryota; Fungi; Ascomycota; Eurotiomycetes; Eurotiales; Aspergillaceae
Product: rRNA-binding ribosome biosynthesis protein RPF1
Exons: 1
Coding region: 1-1299 (432 amino acids)
Biological process (GO): maturation of 5.8S rRNA; maturation of LSU-rRNA
Cellular component (GO): preribosome, large subunit precursor; nucleolus
Molecular function (GO): rRNA primary transcript binding
Source: RefSeq, a predicted model, not a curated record